CUACAGCAUGCAGUGGUGAAUUUUCAAAUUUGUGCAUUUUCAGAGGUGGAAAACAGAACAUGCUCAUUAUACAUCUGUGUUCUUUUAUCAUUGGAAGCUCAUUUUUUAUGUGAAAUAUUCCAUGUGAAAUGUCAGGUGUAUUUUAACUCCAGGUACACUGACAGCAAAACAUGACAAAUUAAGAAAUUAUCUUAAAGUGAAUUUCAUGUGGAAAUACACAUACAACAGUACAUGUGUAUGAGAUGUCUUCAACAAGCUAGUUUGUGCCAGUAUAAAUAACAACGAUAUGGUCAGCUGUAUUUUGCUGGUGUCCUUACUUUGGACACUCUUUGUUGAUGUCACUGCGAAGUUGACCUUGCCUCCUUUCCAAUCCUUGAAGGAAAAUUAUCCGGGAUAUUUUCAUCAUGGCGGCCGUUUUCACAAUCACCGUCUAAUAGAUAUCAUUGGAUGUUAUCAGGAGUUAUCUCGCCAUGACACAUCAAUCACCUCCCUUCAUCAUGACACGAGUGCAUUGCGAUUGUCAUAUGCAUUUAAUCGUAUUGGUGGACAACAUUCUCUUGGACCAGCUUACAUUCAUUUAUCCAAAUAUGGUACGGACAGCGUGUUAGGUAAUGAUGGACUGCAGUAUAUAUAUCAUCCAAUAGCCUAUGGACCAUACCUAGCGGACAAAUAUGGCUAUCCAAAUGUGUCGAAAUUACAUCAACUUGAUCCCAUCACAACGAAGAAAAAUUUCUAUGGAAAACAAGGGAUUCUUCGAGUGAUUACAUACAAGAAGAAACAUGCCAAUUUACCACUAGGACAUGUGGCAUUGUGGGAUUGUGAUCAUUUUCAUCAAACCAAAGAUUUCAUUGCAGAUCACACUUUAAUUACAGUGGAAUUCUGGGAAACACCAGAUUCUGACUGUUCUCAUUUGUCAUCACGUAGUGACACUAAUUCCUGGAACAGGGGACAAAAUACACAACACCAAAGAGCUCCGAACCUCAGCACACUAUUAAAAAUGCCAUAUCCUGUUGCCUCCGAUUCUAUAAAAAAUCAGCAAGCAGACAAUGAACAUUUACGGCACUCUCGACACAAAGGAAUUAUGGGAAACUAGCACCUGUGUGAUGUCACAUAACCGUCAUUCUAGUCAUAGGUGAUUAUCAUCUUCGUAAACUUUUUAUAUAAUCCGUCUGGCAUUUAAGUCGGACAAGGCUGUCCUCGUUUGUGACUCAGUACAAAUUACAGGGUAC
Molecule: messenger RNA, 1229 nt
Organism: Ylistrum balloti
Lineage: Eukaryota; Metazoa; Mollusca; Bivalvia; Pectinida; Pectinidae
Exons: 3
Coding region: 287-1093 (268 amino acids)
Source: RefSeq, a predicted model, not a curated record